Penicillium malachiteum is the source of this 738-nucleotide messenger RNA. RefSeq names its product putative ER-associated proteolytic system protein Der1 (gene derA). Gene Ontology annotation, cellular component: endoplasmic reticulum membrane; Hrd1p ubiquitin ligase ERAD-L complex. Gene Ontology annotation, biological process: endoplasmic reticulum unfolded protein response. Gene Ontology annotation, molecular function: misfolded protein binding; ubiquitin-specific protease binding. The coding region runs from base 1 to 738 and encodes 245 amino acids. The transcript has a single exon. The record is from RefSeq and is a predicted model, not a curated record. NCBI's taxonomy places the organism in Eukaryota, Fungi, Ascomycota, Eurotiomycetes, Eurotiales, Aspergillaceae.
AUGGCUGCGCUAUGGGAGAAUAAUGGUCAAAUGGCCCAGUUCCCUUUAGAACAGUGGUUCUAUGAAAUGCCUCCAGUUACUCGAUGGUGGACAGUGGCCACGGUGGCGACCUCGGUACUAGUGCAGUGUCACAUCGUCACGCCAUUCCAACUAUUCUACAGUUUCCGCGCCGUCUACGUUAAAUCACAAUAUUGGAGGCUCAUAACAACAUUCUUAUACUUCGGUCCACUUAAUCUUGACCUCCUCUUUCACAUAUUCUUCUUACAACGAUACUCCCGUCUACUGGAGGAAUCAUCCGGCCGCUCACCAGCGUAUUUCGCCUGGUUAAUCUUCUACGCCAUGUCUUCACUUCUAAUCAUCUCACCAUUCCUCUCGAUGCCCUUUCUCGGUACAGCUCUUUCCUCAAGUCUGGUCUACAUCUGGGCUCGCCGGAAUCCAGAGACUCGUCUCAGCCUUUUCGGCCUUUUGGUCUUUACCGCUCCGUACCUACCUUGGGUUCUCAUGGCCUUUAGUGUGAUUGUGCAUCGCAUCUUACCCAAGGAUGAGAUCUGUGGUAUCGUGGUUGGUCAUUUGUGGUACUUCUUUAAUGAUGUCUACCCGACGCUGCACGGUGGCCACCGGCCUCUGGAUCCGCCCAUGUGGUGGCGACGACUCUUUGAGCAACCUGCGGAUCGUCCGACGAAUGCAACGAAUGUGAACCGUGAGUUUGCGGCGGCAGCUGCACGGGAGGUACGCUGA